Messenger RNA from Salvelinus sp. IW2-2015, 1531 nucleotides. It is a transcript of the gene rhof, whose product is annotated as ras homolog family member F. Gene Ontology annotation, molecular function: GTPase activity; protein kinase binding; GTP binding. Gene Ontology annotation, cellular component: cytosol. The record is from RefSeq and is a predicted model, not a curated record. Lineage: Eukaryota; Metazoa; Chordata; Actinopteri; Salmoniformes; Salmonidae. Gene Ontology annotation, biological process: small GTPase-mediated signal transduction.
GAGGAGAGUGAACUACUCAGAACUUUGCUGAAGCACACUCAAUACACCUUUUUAAAUAGAGACAAUGCCUCUGUGUGAGCCUCAGCACCACCUAGUGAUGUUAUGGGACAGGCCAGAUGACUACAGAGCGGGAAGGUGAGAGAGCACUGCUGUUGACUAUUGCAUGACAGGUCUUACCACAGAGACUCUUCCGGUGAACAAAAUGAUGUGGGUGAGAAGUGUUUGGACAGGAACAAGAAGUGGUGAGCAGAGGGAAAGACCUGGUUACGAUGAGCCUGAACUUUGUUUCUUCCUUUCCCUUUUUUACUCACUUAUUCUUCUUACUUAGCCAAGCUCAGUUUCUUUAAAUUAGCUUAUCGUGCAACACUGACAUGUGUUUAGACUCAGUUUGGAGGAACUGACGUUACCCUGACUUCUGUCUGACGGCGACCUGUUGGACCGUACGGAAGAGAUAUGACUGAGAACGGUACUAUGACAAGCAAUGGCACCGCUAAGAAGGGAGAAGAACUCAAAAUUGUUAUUGUGGGUGAUGGGGGUUGUGGGAAAACAUCCCUUCUAAUGGUCUAUGCCAAAGGAGACUUUCCAGAGAAGUAUGCUCCGUCUGUGUUUGAGAAAUAUGUCACCACAGUCAAGUAUGGAGGGAAAGAGAUUCGACUCAACCUCUAUGACACAGCUGGCCAAGAUGACUACGAUCGUUUGAGGCCACUCUCCUAUCAGAAUGCCAACCUGGUGUUAGUCUGUUAUGACGUAACCAACCCCACCAGUUUUGAAAAUGUCUUAAUCAAAUGGUACCCGGAAGUGAACCACUUCUGUCGCGAUGUUCCUGUCAUUCUGAUUGGCUGUAAGACUGACCUGAGAAAGGAUAAGGAACGUACCAGGAGGCUCAAAGCCAUGGACCAGGCUCCCAUUACUUACACACAGGGUGAGGAGACCAGGCGGCACAUGAGUGCUGAGCUUUAUCUGGAGUGUUCAGCCAAAUAUCGUGAAAACGUGGAGGACAUUUUCAGAGAGGCCACUAAAAAAGCCCUGGCAUCCAGCCGCAGAGCAAAACACCGUACGAGGAAGAGGCAUUGUGUCGUCCUGUGACCUCUUAGUGAAAGGACAGAGGCUUGAAGUCAAUUGACACAACAGGACACCCGGUCCACUGCUCUUACAUGUCAAAUCUACACCAUAUGCUGCUUGUCUAUUAUAAACAACUGCUUGCCACAUCCUGGGUCAUCCUAAUUCAAUUUCAUCAAGAGCCUGUCUGGAGACACCAUCCCCAGCCAACUCAUGCCCUUGGGAUCUGGACAAUAAUAUUCAACACUGAACUAAUGUCUGCUAGGGUCAAGAUGGUAAUCCUGCUAGUUCUGUGGGUGCAAGGUCUAUCCUGGGAUUCCAGAGUGGUUUUGUCUCCACGUUAAGCCAAAGUAUAAGUGGGAAUAUGAUAGAAGUAGAUCGAGAUUGUGUAUCAUAGAAUUUUGUCAAAUAUCCUUUUUAUCAGUUACUGAAUUGCUAUUUUUACUUUUAUAAAUCAUUUGUUGUACCCAUU